This is a messenger RNA of Silurus meridionalis, 3328 nucleotides long. RefSeq names its product BOLA class I histocompatibility antigen, alpha chain BL3-6-like. Lineage: Eukaryota; Metazoa; Chordata; Actinopteri; Siluriformes; Siluridae. The record is from RefSeq and is a predicted model, not a curated record. Gene Ontology annotation, biological process: immune response. The coding region runs from base 153 to 1136 and encodes 327 amino acids. Gene Ontology annotation, cellular component: external side of plasma membrane. The transcript has 2 exons.
GCAGGAGGAUCUGGAUCUCUCUUACAGAUUCAACUGUGUUAAAUAGUGAAGUAAUCAGGGUGAAAACGCGUUAAAGCGAAGUAGAAUGUAGAAGAUUAAAUCAGUAAAUAAUAGAUUAGGGUUUGGUGUUUGGUGUUUGGUGUGUAUUAGAAAUGGUACUCUGCAGCUCAGUACUGAUUUUCCUCGUUUUCUCUUUUCAUCUGUCAUCAGCAGUAAAACACUCUCUGCAGUACAUUUACACUGCAGUUACACCAGGACUACAUUUCCCAGAGUUCACUAUUGUGGGUCAGGUGGAUGGAGAGCAGUUUAUGUAUUACGACAGUAACAUCGGAAGAACUAUCCCAAGGACGCAGUGGAUCAAGAACAUUGAGGGAGAAGAUUACUGGAACAUGCAGACAGACAUUGGGUGGGGAACUGAGGAGAUCUUUAAAGUCAAUGUGGAUAAUCUCAUGGGUCUCUUCAAUCAGACUGAAGGAGUUCACACAGUUCAGUGGCUGGUGGGCUGUGAGGUUGAGGUUGAUGGUGACCGCACUGUUGGAGGAUAUAAUCAGUACGGUUAUGAUGGAGAUGAUUUUAUCAGCUUUGAUGUGAACACUUUAACCUGGGUUGCUCCUGAACCUAAAGCUCAGAUCACCAAGUACGCGUGGGACAGUGAAACGGCUGAGAAUAAGAAAGAGGAGAAUUACCUGAAGAACACCUGUCCUAAAUGGCUACAGAAAUACGUGAACCACACUCUGGAGAGGAAAGUUCAUCCUGAGACAUUUCUGUUCCAGAAAGGAUCCACUUUUCUAGUGGUGGUAUGUCAUGCUACAGGUUUCUUCCCCAAAGCACUGAUGAUCUCCUGGCAGAAGGACAGUGAGGACGUAUUCGAGGAUGUGGAGCUCAGAGAAACGUUACCCAAUGGGGAUGGAAGUUUCCAGAAGAGGAGCAUUCUGAAAGUCCCAGCUGAGGAGCUGCAGAAACACAACUACACCUGCAUCAUUCAGCACAGCAGCUUGGAGAAGGAUGAAGUGCUGCCUGUGAACGGGCACCAAAUCCUAAAAAGUAGAGUAUGGAUUAGUAUCAUCGUUGGUGUUUUUACUUUUGCUGUUGUCGCUGGAAUUGUGUUCUGGAAGAUCUUAAGGAGACCCCAGUAGUGUGAUGGUCUUCCUGAGUUUGGAUGGAGGAGGUUUCUCUGUGUAAAUUCUCUCAGAUUUAAACCUGGGGGUCUGUACUUCAUACCUACAUAACUACAUUUGUGCUCCAAUGACACAAGGCAGGUGGGCAGAUAUUUGGAAUCCAAUUUGAACCAAGUUUCCUCAGUUGCUUUGGAACAUUUCUCGAAUUAUCCUUAAUAUUUGCAAAUCAGUGCAUUUCUCAAAACUAUUUCUCCAAAGAGCACAAAACUGGAUUUCUUGAAAAACCUGCACUUUUCCCAAGUUCCUUCGUUCAUCUAUCAAAAGUCAGGAUUUGUGUCAAUGAACAUCUCAUUCCCAGUUUCAGUGUUUUUCAGCUGUAAACUAGGGUUUGGGUUACAGUGAUCGAAAAUUUACGAAAUCUAUGAAUUUUAGCAGCACAAAUGGAUUAAUUUGACAGGAUUUACACUGAACUGUAAAAGCAUUUUCAGAAAUUGUAAUUCUGUGUUUUGUUCUGUCUGUCGCCAACUGAAGGUCCACAAGAUUAACCUUUGACCUGUUUCAGAGGACUAGUUGAUCAUUGGUUGAUCUGAUGAAUAAAUGUUUAAAAGGAAUUUAAGCUUGAUAGAUUCUGACAACUGGUUUAAUCAUUUGGCUUUCAAUGACUUACGCAAUGAACUGAUGCUGAGAGGUUUUGGGGGUUAAAACUAUUCAAGUGAAACGUGAAUAGUUCGAAUCUCGCGUUCCUACUUUAUCGCGAUUUUCAUUUUGGCACAUAACUAUUUUGUUUCGCGAAUGGUCCCAAUUUAUCGAGUAAAAUCUAAACUUAUAGUGAAUUGUUUUUAUGGAGUUUUAUGUUGAAAUACGGAAAUUUAUUAUUAGAAAUAUAAUUAUUCAUUAUAAAAUGAAGUAAAAGUUUACCUGAAAUAGACAAAGAACACGCAGUGGGUGGAGUUAAAGAGAUACGUCACCAGAUUUAGCUAAUUAAAAUAAAGAAUGCAGUAAAGUGUGAAUCUUUAACCCAGCCCCUUUUUUGACAUCAUAGGAUACUUCAACCAAUAAACAAGCCGAGAAACUACGCAUAGGCCACGCUACGGUACUGUACUGUACAGUACUCACUAUAAAUGUGAUAUUUCUACAAAUUUACACAAAAUUCAUCUUGCAAAUGUUUUUUGUGUGUGUUUAAAGAGUGUGGAAGGAUGAUUUAUGGUUGAUGAUUUUAAAUAAUAAAAAAAAAAAUGUUUAUUUAUCGUGAAGAUUCCUUUUGCGUGAUCGGUUUGGGCACGUAGCUACAGCGAUAAAUGGGAAAGACUGGAAUUUGAACAACAUGAACAUAAUGAUAAUGUGGAAACACCAGACACUUGUACACAAGCAACAAAAUAAAUAUGCAAAAGAUUCGCACUUUCAUCAAAGCAACAAAAGAAUUUGCUUUAUGAUGUGUACAAGUGACUCCAAGAGGUGAAAGUUGAACAAGUCAUUUUGAGAAUUUCAUUUCUGAUCUGAGAUACGCUUUGAAGCAGCUGAGAAAAACCUGAAAAUUACAUUAUAAAAUUAAUUUAACUUUUACUUAAGUAUGUUUUGUUUAAAAGUGUUGUACUUAACAUUUAAAAUUGUAUCCGUUACUAAGUCAAAAAAUAAAGAAAUAAAAAUAAUUAGAAACUACUGCACUGAUUGGUUGAUGGGCAAAGGACAAACGUUAACUCGCAAGAAAGAAGGAUGGAGAUGGACAGGACAGAUAAGACAGUGAUGCUGAGACAGCAGAACAUUAAAUGCUAAAGUCGAAUUGAAAAUUGUUCACAGUGGUGGACAGAAAAGAAGUAAAUGUAAUUUGUUAGUAGCUUCAUCAUUUAUCUGUACUUUACUGAAGUGUUUCCAUGUGGGAAGAUUUUUACUGUACCUUCACUACAGUCAAAUUUCUGACGUUUUACUCAACUACAUUUUGUGAAAUCAGUCGUUUUUUUUAUUUAUGAGUGAAUAAAAACUGACGCAGCAAGUCACCAAUCAGGGUCGAGUGUGUGCCUUAUUUUAAACUUGUUUAGAUUUGGAUCAUUUUACUCUACUUUAACUCAAUGUUUGUGCACUUGUCCUCCACUGGAGUCUUUGUAUCUAUGUAUAAUCUGUAUUACACGUCAUGUUAACCAAAGGGUCAGUGUACCUUUACUUCCUUGCUAAGUAAAUUAUAUUUUGCUAUUCAUUUUUUAUUUAUUUACCUA